UGCGAGAGCAUGUGUGUAACGUUGCGACAAACACUGACCUAUUUCAAUAUGCUGUAGCCUAAUAUUUGCAAGCCCGGAUAAGUUUGAUCUUUUUCGAGAGAGUAGGAUCUGUUCAUCUUGUAAUGCAAGCGGAUUUAAUUAUAAUCCAAGAACGCCAGAAUUCAAUUUAGCACCUUUACUUGCCAAGAUCAAUAAGACCCAUCCCCCAAAGUCAAAGUUUGCCACGGACAAGAUCUUGCAUGAGAACUGCUGCGUUAAGUGAGUUCGUGCGCAACGUCGCCACUACUUCACCAGUGUGAUCUUGCCGAACGUUCGCAGGCAGAAUUCUCUUAAGUGCGCUCGUGUGUGUUGCGCGUCGGACACAUGUCCCAGUUUUGGCACUGAGGCGAGUGUGUAGGAACCCAGCGCGUCCUCCUCUCUCUCCUCUAACCUCAUCACAGCGAGACGGCACGAUUCACAGGAUUCUUCGCCAUAUGCUUAUCUUAUCCACUGAGGUUGGGGUUUGGAAGUAAGCGAUCCAUCGGGCGCAGAGCGAGUUCUGGAUUUGGAUGCUUCGCUGGCACGGCUUUGCGGGUGAUGGUGAAGCGCGUCUUGCGCGCUGACGCUCGUUUCCUCGAACUUUCAUCGGGACGUUUGGCGAAGGGAAAUGUGAAGAAGGCUUAAAGAAUGGCAUGUAAACAUGGUUUCUGCCAAGAAGGAGAUGGUGACUGCGAUGUACCCCACUUCUAUUCCCACUCUCCUCUACUUUCUGUGUGUGGCGGCUUGCAUAAAGAGAAUAUCUGGACAGAUCAGAAAGGAUGAGAAAUUAUACCCGGAAAAUUUCACACGCAUUCUGGACCGACUUCUGGACAGAUAUGACAACAGGCUCCGACCUGGAUUUGGGGGUCCAGUGACGGAAGUGAAGACAGAUAUUUAUGUCACAAGUUUCGGCCCAGUUUCUGAUGUGGAGAUGGAGUACACCAUGGACGUGUUCUUCCGCCAGACAUGGGUGGAUAGGCGGUUGAAGUAUGAUGGCCCGGUCGAGAUCCUCCGGCUAAAUAACCUGAUGGUGACCAAAGUUUGGACCCCAGACACUUUCUUCAGGAACGGCAAAAGAUCUGUGGCUCACAACAUGACGGCACCCAACAGACUCUUCCGAAUCAUGAAGAACGGCACCAUCCUGUACACUAUGAGGUUGACAAUAAUUGCAGAAUGUCCAAUGAGACUCGUUGAUUUCCCGAUGGAUGGCCACUCCUGCCCUCUGAAGUUUGGCAGCUAUGCCUACCCAAAGACUGAGAUGAUCUACACCUGGACCAAAGGCCCGCAGCAUUCUGUGGAGGUCCCACCUGAGUCAUCCAGCCUGGUUCAGUACGACCUGAUCGGACAGACUGUGUCAAGCGAGACUGUAAAAUCUAUCACAGGUGAAUAUGUAGUAAUGACGGUCUACUUCCACUUGAAACGGAAAAUGGGCUACUUCAUGAUUCAGACAUACAUCCCCUGCAUCAUGACUGUAAUCCUUUCUCAAGUGUCUUUCUGGAUAAAUAAGGAAUCCGUGCCCGCCAGAACUGUCUUUGGUAUCACCACUGUUCUCACAAUGACGACCCUCAGCAUCAGCGCUCGGCACUCUCUGCCCAAGGUCUCGUAUGCCACUGCCAUGGAUUGGUUCAUCGCUGUGUGUUUCGCUUUCGUUUUCUCUGCUCUCAUCGAGUUUGCGGCUGUGAACUACCUCACCAACGUUCAGGCAGAGAGAGCCAAGAGAAAACAGGCCGCAGCCGCCGCCAAGAGCUCCACACGGUCAGGAAAAGCUAAAGACACAGAGGAGGUUCUACAGCUAAACUCAGAUACUAAUGGCAACCUGCGGAAACGUGUCAACUCCAAUGUACAGUCUCAACCAGACUCUAAGAAGACCCAAAGAACUGAAACGUCUAGCAAGAGCGGAGCAGCCACAUCCAAACCGACCUUGACCAGCCAAUCAUCUUUCACCUCAGAGGGCACCAGCAGUUUUUCCAGCCAAUCACGUCUCAGCCCCAGUUCUGCCAGCCAAUCAAAUGCAGCCACUUCAUCCUCUGCAUCCAAGACAACACUGCCUGCCCCGCCCUCUACACCAACAGUUCCAGAGAAACCAUCGCCCGCUGCAACUCCGGGCGCCGCACCUCUUCAUCAUCUCCUGGGGCCUAAAUUAGAGAAUAUUAAAAAGAAGGAAAUCAAGCCUGCACCUCAACCUGCCACUCCUCCAACCGGAGGAGCCAGCAAGAUCGAUGAAUACGCACGUAUUUUAUUCCCAGUGUCCUUUGGGGCAUUCAACAUGGUGUACUGGGUGGUUUACUUAUCCAAAGACACCAUGGAGGCAAAGGGAGGCUAACGAGAACAGGCUUGGAUGUUUGUACCUUUUUUUCUACAACUGAAUAAAGAACCAUCUUAAGGAUUACACUAACAAGCAAUUCCAAGAAACUUAAUUAUAUGAUUGCAGACAAAACUGCACAAGCACACAGAAGAGAUUAUCUGGGUGAAAUAAUAUUACAACUUUUUUUUUCUUCUUUUUUUUUUAAUAAAAAAGGGCCAUACAUAAGAUUAAGCAUGUGGAUAUAUUAUAAUAAGUAAAAAUAAUUAAAUUAAAAAACAAUCCAAGCAAUCUCACAGGAAUGAAUCAUAGAUUUAUAUGUUGUCUUUUUGAAUAGCCAUAUUUCCAGUCAGGAGGAACAAUGCCACUAAAUAGAUAGAAAAAUAAAUAACAGGGUUGUUUAGUCUAUAAUAAUAAAGAUUAUUAGUAUUAUUAUUUUUUACAUAGAGACACUUCUGGGAAAAAAUCCUUCAUUCGGAAACUGGAAUUUUCAGAAAACCCAACAACUCUGAACUGACCAUGCAGAUGUCUGCCAAGAAGAAAUAUUUCUGACAUAAUACACAACGUUUUUCUUUCAGUUGAGAUGAAAUCUAAUUUUAAACCACAUCAUGGUGUAUGUAGACUAUCAGGCAUGAAUGGUAUCUAUCCUGUGUUCUAUCGCCGAGAGAAAAUGUUGGAAAUGAACGUGUCCUGAUUGUUGAAAAACACAUAUGCAUGUUUUUUUAUAUUUUUUAAAGAGACUAUAAGAAUUAUUGUUGUUACAAAUUAAGUAGUUAAAGCUCAAAUGAUGAUUUUCUCUUUUUGUUUUUGAAGUUGAAUGGCUUGUUUUCAGUUCAGUUCAAUUUGGGUUUCGUUUUCAUUAUUGCAGUAUUUUUUCAUCUUAUAGCUGAUACAUUCUCUGCUAUAAAAAAGUAAGUGUGACAUAGGGAAGGAGUUUCACCAUUUGAAGCACACAGCAUGUGCCGAAAGGCCCCCUGGAGCCUGGUGCCGUGGCAACCGCACAGGGACCAGAUGGUUCUGCAGUCAUUUAGAACAGUUAGAGGGUUAAAUAGAAUGAUGUUGUCAUACAAGAGCCAAAAGAUGACGAAAACCUCCACUGAUCCACAUAGGGCUGUUUUUCUAUGGAUUUUAACUGUGAUUGGUUGAGGUCUUCAUUAUCCCAAAAAAAUAUAAUAAUAUAUAUGACUCAAAAAUGGUGCCACGGAACAAUAAAAGAAAAUUUUCAGUAGAAUGUUUGAUGUCAAAGUCCAAGAAUGAUAAAAAAGCACCAUAAAAUAGCCUUAAUGACAUCUGAUAGACGUCUGAUAAAGUCAUAUGAUAGCUUUGUAUAAGUUGUUGUCAUUUUUUGCAUUAUAAUUUUUUAAUAGUGUUAUUCCUAUAAGAUAUGGAAGAUGUUUUUAUCAACAUAUGAUUUCAUUUUUGGCUUGUUUAUCAAACAAAGCUAUUCUAUGAUUUUAAAUAUAGAGCAUUUAUAUGUUAAAAUAGUCAUAUAAAAUACUUUUAUGCUGCUUUUUUGUGCUUUUUGGUGCUUGACAGACUAAAAAGGGGGUUUCUCAGCGAUGCCAUAGAAGAACCAUUUCUUCUUCCCCAAAGAACUAGUGAAAGUUGCUUAAA
This is a messenger RNA of Carassius carassius (crucian carp), 3934 nucleotides long. RefSeq names its product gamma-aminobutyric acid receptor subunit alpha-6-like. NCBI's taxonomy places the organism in Eukaryota, Metazoa, Chordata, Actinopteri, Cypriniformes, Cyprinidae. Gene Ontology annotation, cellular component: dendrite membrane; neuron projection; postsynapse. Gene Ontology annotation, molecular function: benzodiazepine receptor activity; GABA-A receptor activity; inhibitory extracellular ligand-gated monoatomic ion channel activity. Gene Ontology annotation, biological process: gamma-aminobutyric acid signaling pathway; nervous system process; monoatomic ion transmembrane transport. Bases 680 to 2341 code for a protein of 553 amino acids. The record is from RefSeq and is a predicted model, not a curated record. The transcript has 9 exons.